Molecule: messenger RNA, 645 nt
Organism: Echinostoma caproni
Lineage: Eukaryota; Metazoa; Platyhelminthes; Trematoda; Plagiorchiida; Echinostomatidae
Source: the annotation of a GenBank genome assembly
CUCGGCAAGGACAACCUGUUUCAUCAAAAGGUUUUCGAUUCUAACGCAGCGGAUCUAAUUCAAUCAUUCCUAAAACAAUUAGAUCCACCCGUGUGUCUUGUGGCUCAAAACGGUUACAAAUUCGAUUAUCCUCUCCUGCGUACAGAAUUGGCCAGUGUUUGUGGGGCUGCAUGCAAGUUGCUUGACAGUACCGGUUCUCCAAUCCUGUGUUCGGACAGCUUACAUUUGUUCAAGGCUUUGCUCAAACCAUUCCAGACUUCUUUAAACGAUUCUGGUUUGGGAUGUUCAAUGGACAGUUCGUCCUCUUCCUCUCAGUCUAUCCCUUCUGGUCCGUUGGCACAAUCUAGUCCACGAAAACCGGAUCAGGAAGUGUCGUGGCAUUUGGGUGAUAUCUAUGCUCGUGUUUUCGGGACCAGUCAUAAAUAUGCGCAUAAUGCGGAAGGUGAUUCGCUGGCUAUACUUGAAUUAAUCCAGCACAUCGGUUUUCCCGCCUUCGAUUGGUUACAAGUGAAUUAUAGGGAAUUCAAUAGUUUCCACUUCAUGUACCCGCCGAUUGCCUACGCGGAGAUCGAUACUAAUCCGCCCAAGAGUCAGACCAUUCUGACUGAUACCGCGUCACAGUUGGAGAAUAUAAAAUUGCAUUAG